Messenger RNA from Capronia coronata CBS 617.96, 1203 nucleotides. RefSeq lists its product as uncharacterized. The record is from RefSeq and is a predicted model, not a curated record. Bases 1 to 1203 code for a protein of 400 amino acids. NCBI's taxonomy places the organism in Eukaryota, Fungi, Ascomycota, Eurotiomycetes, Chaetothyriales, Herpotrichiellaceae. The transcript has 3 exons.
AUGGGCAAGCUCUCCAAGAGAGAAGCCGUCGGCGUCACUUCUGGUCUGCCCCUGGCGCCAGUGGUGUAUGUCAACGACCCCUUUGCCAACAUGCCUCAUACAAUCCAGCUGUGUGACAUGAUCGCUUCCUCGACCAUUGUCUACCUGGCCAAGGUCGACAUGCCCAGAGGUUUCCCCGUCCAGGGUCGGGACAAGGUCGCAUCCGAGAUCCGCAACGGCGCCUUUGACAAGAACAUCACCAUCAUCAAUGAGAACUACAUAGAUUCACAGACCAAGGACAAGAUCGACACAGUCAACCUACUCCGUGAAGAGGCGAUCAAACAUGGCUGCAACUUUGUCAGUGUCAAUCUGUAUGUCAACAAGGGCACUCAGAAGGAGGACAUCAGCAAAUGGGGCACCAACCACCUGGACUGCUGCAUCGGCGACAUGACCCCGAAGCAAGUUGCCGAGCGGAUCCAGAAAUUCCUUUUCAAAGUCUUGACCGUCCAAGAGACCCUCCACCUGAUGUCCGAUAGCGAAAUGCGCACUGACGAGGCCAAAACUUACCCCGACUAUCAGUACCGUGCGAUCAAUGAGAGCAAACUGUGCUCCCAAGACGCAAAGGUCUACUUUGUCGCCCUCGUCGUCAGCAAGCCUGUCGUGGGACCAAACCAGAAGGUGACAUGGACAGUUGCCGACAAAACCGGUCUUGCCACCUUCUACUUCCAUUACCGUGGACCGGCCUGUCAACAUACAUGGGACUGGGUGAUGGGUCUGCAGCCGGGCGAACGUCGAACAUUCCCACGCAUGCCCAUGGUGAAGGUCAAAGAACGAAAGACGGUGCGAGUCAUGAAGGCACCUUUCCGCACCGUCGGCUUCGCCGUCCAGGGUGCAGGUCUGGCCGUCCGCGCCGUGGGCCAUGGUGUCGCUAAGUUGGGCGAGUUGGGCAGACUGGGCAAGGGGUCGGAGUGGGUUCCAGAAGCAGACGUGGUUAAUGGCAAGAAGGUCGACUGGCCCGCUGUGUUCAAGAAGGAAGGAGAAGCCAAGGACGCCAAACUCGCAAAGGCCAUUGAGGCGCAGAAGAAAGCCGUGGACGAGGCCGAGGCCGACGAGAUCUUCAACGAGAAGGCCGACAAGGUCUGGAAGGACGACGACAGCGCCGCCAGCACCACCGGCGGUGAUUGCUUUGUUGACACCGACGAGAAGGUCCGAGAGUUCUGCUAG